UGCUUCUGAGCAAGGUAGUUUUGAUGGUGGGGACCAGGUUUACUGAACAUGUUUUUUAGCAGCUGGGCAACAACAGAUAUCAGAAAACACCUGCCAUUUAUUUAUAACCUAAGCAGCAUUUCUAUAUACUCCUACCUCCCAGCAUUUAAAGCGUUUGGUGCAAAUGCCAAAGUUGUGCAUUUCCUGGGACGAAUCAAACCGUGGAAUUACACCUAUGAUCCUAAAACAAAAAGUGUCAAAAGUGAGUCACAUGAUCCCACUAUGACUCACCCUGAGUUCCUCAGCCUGUGGUGGGGCAUCUUCACCACCAGCGUUUCACCUCUGCAGCAGCAGUUUGGUCUCAUCUCAGACACCCACCCACACCUCAAUGUGGAAGAUGUCUCCGGAGCUGUGUCACAUUUGUCCCUUGGGGAGACCCCGGCUACGGCACAGCCUUUUGUAUCCUCAGAAGAACGGAAGGAGAGGUGGGAACAGGACCAGGCUGAUUACAUGGGAGCAGAUUCCUUUGACAACAUCAAGAGGAAACUCGACACUUACCUCCAAUAGAAACACUGCCACUUU
Molecule: messenger RNA, 561 nt
Organism: Myotis myotis
Lineage: Eukaryota; Metazoa; Chordata; Mammalia; Chiroptera; Vespertilionidae
Product: glycogenin-1-like
Exons: 1
Coding region: 49-546 (165 amino acids)
Source: RefSeq, a predicted model, not a curated record